Naegleria lovaniensis is the source of this 540-nucleotide messenger RNA. RefSeq lists its product as uncharacterized. NCBI's taxonomy places the organism in Eukaryota, Heterolobosea, Eutetramitea, Acrasida, Naegleriidae. The transcript has 2 exons. Gene Ontology annotation, biological process: ubiquitin-dependent protein catabolic process. The record is from RefSeq and is a predicted model, not a curated record. Bases 1 to 540 code for a protein of 179 amino acids.
AUGACACAAGCACUGAGAGAAUAUAUUCCCACACCUAUUUAUGAAUUUUCUAAACAACUGAACCACAGUGAAGUUGUAAGCUUAAUCAUGACAAGCAAUCUUUAUAAUGCCAUGAGAUUGCUGGAUUUAUUUUGUGCAAAGUUUGCGGAGCAGAUACGAGGAAAGUCACCAGAACAACUUAGAGAUAUGUUUGGAUUGCAAAAUGACAAGGAAGCAUUACCUUCAAGCCCUACAACAUCCACAACAACCACGACAUCAUCAGCCCCUACAAUGUCCGGAACCAAAUCAAAUUCUCAAUUACCUCAACCGCCAUCAUCAUCGGCCAAGUCUUCUCUCAAAGAAACGUUGAAAACGAUCGGAAUUUCAGUGGGAGUCUCGGUUUUGAUGAUUACCUUGUAUCAUCAGUUUUAUAUGAGUAAAACUGUGGAGGAUGUUGAGAAUGUUCGGAGCUAUAUUGCUAAAAUUAAGGCUCCGUUGAAUACCAUUUUGGAAAAGACCAAGUCGAUUGGUGUUUCUUCCUUGUUUCAGAAAACCAAAUAA